Messenger RNA from Rhinolophus ferrumequinum (greater horseshoe bat), 4153 nucleotides. It is a transcript of the gene CARNMT1, whose product is annotated as carnosine N-methyltransferase 1. Gene Ontology annotation, molecular function: S-adenosylmethionine-dependent methyltransferase activity. The coding region runs from base 175 to 1434 and encodes 419 amino acids. NCBI's taxonomy places the organism in Eukaryota, Metazoa, Chordata, Mammalia, Chiroptera, Rhinolophidae. The transcript is spliced from 8 exons. The record is from RefSeq and is a predicted model, not a curated record.
GAAGACCUGGCGGAGCCCAGCGCAGAUGGAGGCCUAAGGGCGGCGGGGGCGGAGCGCGCCGCGAGCUGGGGGCGUGUCCGUGGCGGGCGCUGUCUAGAGGAAGGCCGAGCAGCCGCCACCACGCUUUCAGUCGCGGCGAUACGCAAACGAGCCAGGCUGAGGGCCGCGGCGGCGAUGCAGCGACGACGGCGCCCUUCGCCGCAUGCCUCUCAGCUGCGCGAGAGCUGCGGGGGCGGCGGUGGCGGCGGCCGCGGUGGCUGCGGUGGCUGCGGCGGGAGCGGGGAGGUGGAAGUGCAGUUCUCCGCGGGGCGUUUGGGCUCGGUCGCGGUCGAUUCGGCGGCGGCGGCGGCGGCCGCGCGCAGCACGGAGGAGGAGGAGGAGAGGCUGGAGCGCGAGCACUUCUGGAAGAUCAUUAAUGCCUUCCGCUACUACGGCACCAGUAUGCAUGAGCGAGUGAACCGAACAGAAAGACAAUUUCGAUCACUUCCAGCUAAUCAACAGAAACUACUUCCUCAUUUUCUUCUUCACUUGGACAAGAUCCGGAAAUGCAUUGAUCAUAAUCAAGAAAUACUACUGACCAUUGUGAAUGAUUGCAUACAUAUGUUUGAAAAUAAAGAAUAUGGAGAAGAUGGCAAUGGAAAGAUUAUGCCAGCAUCUACAUUUGACAUGGAUAAGUUAAAAUCCACAUUGAAACAGUUUGUGAGAGACUGGUGUGAAACUGGGAAAGCAGAAAGGGAUGCCUGCUACCAGCCAAUCAUUAAAGAAAUUUUAAAAAAUUUUCCAAAAGAGAGAUGGGAUCCUUCUAAAGUAAAUAUUCUGGUACCUGGUGCUGGACUAGGAAGACUGGCCUGGGAAAUAGCUAUGCUAGGUUAUGCUUGUCAAGGAAAUGAAUGGAGUUUUUUUAUGCUCUUUUCUUCCAACUUUGUACUCAACAGAUGUUCUGAAAUUAAUAAAUAUAAGCUGUAUCCCUGGAUCCAUCAGUUUAGCAAUAACCGGAGGUCAGCUGAUCAAAUUCGACCCAUCUUUUUCCCUGAUGUUGACCCCCACAGUCUUCCUCCUGGUUCUAACUUUUCUAUGACAGCAGGAGAUUUUCAGGAGAUAUACUCAGAAUGCAAUGCCUGGGACUGUAUUGCUACCUGUUUCUUCAUAGACACAGCUCACAAUGUAAUUGAUUAUAUUGACACAAUAUGGAAAAUACUCAAGCCAGGUGGAAUUUGGAUAAAUCUAGGUCCUCUGCUGUACCACUUUGAAAAUUUGGCAAAUGAACUUUCCAUAGAAUUAAGCUAUGAGGAUCUAAAAAACGUUGUUCUGCAGUAUGGAUUCCAGCUAGAGGUGGAAAAAGAAUCUGUCUUGUCGACAUAUACUGUGAAUGAUCUCUCCAUGAUGAAAUACUACUAUGAAUGUGUCUUGUUUGUGGUGCGUAAACCACAAUAAGGGUCUCAAGUGAUAUCACCAGGAAAAUAGUUUAGUAAGAGCAAAUCUUGAAAUAAACAACUCAAAAAUAACUAUCACAAUGACAGGACACAACCUCAAAUCAGUGGUGCCUUUUUAUUCCUAACAAAAUUUAGAAAUAGCAUCUAUUUUCUUAAUAUGUCUGUCGCUUUUUCAGAAAUAAACUAUGCCAUGCCUAUUUGUACUACACAAGUAAAAAUGGAGGAAGUGUCUUCAAGUAUACUUUUUUCUUGAAGCCCAGAUUGUCUUUUAGUAGGAAAAUAUCUCCAGUGUUUUCAUGAAGCUGUCCGUUCCAAGUCUGCCAUCCUAAUAGUAUUGAAGUCCAUAGUAAUCUCCUUUUUUGUUUUGUAUGCAUUGCACAUAUUUUUAUUAAUAUUAGGUUGGUGCAAACGUAAUUGUGGUUUAAAAGGUAAAAAAUAAUGGCAAAAACUGAUUCCUUUUGCACCAACCUAAUAGAAGGGUCUAAGGAUCUUCUGUCAUUCAACAUUUGGACUUGAGACUUUCGUUCACUUUGGACCUAAGCAAUCUAUACAUUAAAUAUGUAUCUAUUCUUUCAUUAUUCAAAUUAGUUUUUUCUAGCUCAGCUGAAUUUAGAGAACCACCAAAACUUUCAUUUUUAUGAAGUGCUAAAUUUAAUAGGGUCACAGGCCAGCCAGUAAAAAUGCAUUCAAGUAACCAGGAAAUUAGUCUUUUGACCACACUAAACUCAACACUUUUGACAACGUACUCAUCAUGGAUCACUCUGAAAUGGGUGAAGAUCUCAACAUUUUAAGGGAGGCACAAAAGCCUCUGUUAAAGGUAUUGUAGGAAACUGGGGAAAUAAGAAUAAAAUCUGCCCAUUAUAAAUGGCAAACUAUAUGCCCAUUAUAAAUGGCAAAUUCAAACUAUAAAUGAGUAGAGUCAGUGAGAUGUUUGCAAUAAUGUCUUCUCUUUAGAUUACUUGGAUUAUCGCUUCUCAGCCUUUUGGUUAAAAUCAAGUGUAGAUUACCUGGAUUAUAAAAGCAAGAACUUUUUUUUGUUAAAACAAUUGUAUACUAGUGAAAACUGUCAUGAAGGUAUUAAUUUGGGGAAAUUUUAAAUAUGAAAUUCAGGGAUAAACUACUGCCUGUGGUCUGUGUCUUCAAUAUUGUAAGCAGCACCCAUUAAUAUAAUUUCAGAUCUAACACCAAUUUUGUUUACCUGGGGCUAAAACAGUAUAAGCUGCUUUAAAUUUCUACCUCUAGCAGAUCUUUAUUGGAGGGAGUUUUCCUUUGUAUUUUUUUAUGUUUAUUAUUCUGUUUCUAGUAGCUGGGAAAAUUGAGGUGAUAAAUUUAAUGUUUUAAUCUUUUCUUGGAGAAAAGGAAGUACUCUUAAAUAUUUUUACAGAUGAUUGCGAUGGAAUUAAAUGACCUCUGUGGCAAUUUGGAUUAGAUAGACUAAUCUCAAUAAUGUGCUGGUAGCAUAAAUAUCAUGGUUUAAUAAGAAAACAUAACUUGUAAAUCUUUAAAACGUUAUGGUCAGUAAGGUUGUGGAAUCACUACACGAUUUGACAUCAUACUAGUAGGAGCCUUCCUGCAUACAGUAAGGGAACUCGUGUGGUCUUUAUGCCCAUUAUGCAGUAAAGGAUUCCAUGAAGUUCAUUUGAUUUGUCAAUUUAAGGAAGAAACCCUGUAACCUGUUGUUUUUUUUGACUGUUUCUCUUUUUUGUGUCCCUUAACAUUUGGCAGAUGAUCAUUUAGUGGGAAUUCAUAUUAUCUACCACAUGAAUGAACUUGAAAUAAAUUGCCAGCAGUGGGGGUAGGGGGCCCAAAUUAUUAUUAUUACUACUGUUUUUAAGAAAGAAGAGACUUAAACGGAACCUAGGUAUUUUUUAAAAAUCCAUUGAAAGAAGAAGAAUGAAUAUUGUUUCUGAGCAAUUUAGAAAGGCUUUUUAUUCACUGACUAGUAUUCACUUCUUUAUAGCUUGUAUCAAAACACAUGAUCUUGUUUUUUCUCAGGCAGAAACAAAUUGACACUGAAUGGGUUGGCUUUAUUACUAAAAAUAUCUGGUUUUAUUCUUUAAUGAAACUUAUAUUUCUAAAUUAUAGCUUAACUUUUAGUUAAUUUUGAAGUCAGUUAUUUUAUUUGUUUUUAUUUCUCCCUAUUAUGAAUACUUUUUUAAAUGUUCUACUUAAAUUUGUGUUGCUUUUUUUCUCUUAUAGCUUUUGCAGUUAAUAUAUUCUAAACUUGAAAAUUAUGGUAUUAAUCAAUAAUAGAAGUGUCACUGGAGGAUUUAAUUUUGUAUUUCUUAUGUGUAGUCCUACUUAAGUGUGUAAGCCUUAAAGUUUUUUACUUUUUUCUUAAAUUAGCUCUAUACACAAAUGUUUUCAAUCAUUUUAAUAAAGUGGAAGGAGAUAGAUCAUUGUGCUUGCUGGGUUUUGGGGGGUUUUUUUUCCUCCAUAAUCUGAAGUGGUGCAGGUCAGGGUAUGUUAAUCAAGUUAGCAAAGGUGGAAUAUGUAAAAAAUAAAGAGAAGCUGUAUAAAUCACAGUCUAAAAUUAUGAAAUUUGGGAACUGUAAAAUGUACUGUAUUUAUAUGUAACUGUCAUUCUGAAAGUUGCCACAAAGGUUGAACUGGAAGCUUCAUGUCUGCAUGAAAUUUCCUGUAUUUUUAAUGUGUAUGAUGAACUUGAUUUUUCUUAAAUAUUAAAGUCUGCCAAUUGCUAUGAAACACUACUUGCUUGG